AUGACCGAAUACAAAUUGGUCGUGGUGGGCGACGGUGGCGUGGGCAAGUCCGCUCUCACGAUACAGCUGAUACAGAAUCAGUUCGUCGUCGAAUACGAUCCAACAGUAAGUCUUUCCCCAUUUUUUUGUUGAUUUUUAGGUAGAACAAGGAGAAUGCGGAGGAAAAUUGGGAGUAAAGAGAAGGUUGAAACAUGUAGCAGAUUUUGAAUGAAGUUUAGGGAUCAUUUUCGACAAAAAAUGCAGAAUUUUUGCCAAAAUCUUUCAUACAUGGUGUCAUGAAUAAAGUCAAUUUUAUUUUGAAUACAAGCUGUAACUGGAGCAAUUUACAGUUACCAAAAUUUCUCUAUAGGUGUAAGAUUGUUUGUAUUGAAGCCGUUGAAAACACAUCGUCCUUUUUCUAUAGUUUUAUCUGCAAGACCAAAAGUUGAUAUCUAAAAUAAGGUCAAAAAUUUGCGGAAAAGGUUAGAACACCCUGAAAUGGCUUUUAGGAUGAACUAAUAAGAAAUUAAUGAAUCAAAUUGACGUAUUUUACCCUUUUUAAGAUUGAAGACAGCUACCGAAAGCAAGUUUUAAUUGAUGGAGAGACCUGCCUUCUGGAUAUCCUCGACACCGCCGGCCAGGAAGAGUACUCAGCCAUGAGGGAUCAGUACAUGCGGACGGGAGAAGGGUUCCUCCUCGUUUUUGCCCUCAAUGAACUCAAGUCAUUCGAAAAUAUCAUCCACUACAGGGAACAGAUCAGACGUGUCAAGGACUCGGAAGAAGUAGGUGUUUUCUCUUUGUUGUUCUGGUUUUAGGUAGCUUGAAAGCUGAAUUACGAUAUGACAGGCCUUGUGAAGGCGAUUUGGGGUCGACACUUUGGAUUGAUGUUGAAUUUGACGACCUUAUUUUAGGUGCCAAUGGUCCUAGUCGGCAACAAGUGCGACCUGCCUCAGCGCGCCAUGGACCAACGACAAAUCGAUGAGCUGGCGCGCACCUUCGGCGUACCCUACGAGCAGACGUCGGCCAAAACGCGAGUGGGCGUGGACGACGCCUUCCACGCCCUGGUGCGCGAGAUCCGCAAGCACAAGGAAAAACAACGGGAAAAGCCGAAAAAGAAGAGAAAAUGUACCAUAUUAUGA
Messenger RNA from Bursaphelenchus xylophilus (pine wood nematode), 1118 nucleotides. The record is from the annotation of a GenBank genome assembly. Lineage: Eukaryota; Metazoa; Nematoda; Chromadorea; Rhabditida; Aphelenchoididae.